AUGUUGAGGGGAUUCAGAAAGCCGAAAUUUUUCACCAAAUGCAAAUCUGAUAUAAAGAUCACGAAGUUGAGGUUUGAGACGAUAAAGAAGAAGAGGAGCGCGGUGCAGAAGUAUUUGAAGAAUGAUAUUGCUGAUCUUCUGAGGAGUGGCCUUGACAUCAAUGCCUAUGGCAGGGCUGAGGGGCUUCUGGUUGAGCAAAAUAUGUCUGCCUGCUAUGAAUUAACCGAGAACUUUAUUGGAUGCAUCUCAAAUAAUCUCUCUCUCAUGCAAAACCAGAGCGAAUGUCCUGAGGAAUGCAGGGAAGCUGUUCCAUCUUUGAUGUACGCUGCAGCACGAUUUGCUGAUUUGCCAGAACUGCGUGACCUCAGAAAUAUGUUUACUGAAAGAUAUGGAAAUUCCCUUGAACCUUUUAUGAAUAAAGAGCUUGUGGAGAGGUUGAAGGCAAAGCCUCCUACAAAGGAGAUGAAGAUUCAGUUAUUGCAUGACAUAGCACAAGAGUUCUCAAUUGAAUGGGAUUCAAAGGCUUUGGAACAGAAACUGUAUACUCCAUCUCCACUUGACCAAGGACAGCGCAGAUAUGGGUCUCCAGGCGACAGUGAUGAUGAUAUGCAGAAAUCACAUGAAAGUAGGGAUAAUUCUUUUCCAAAGAGAAAAAACCAGGAUGCUGGGGACGUAUUGAGCCACAGAACAAAGUAUACUGCAUCAGUAGGAAGUGAAGAUGAAACAACGACAGAUGUAUCCCAAGACGCCCCAAAGUAUUGUUCGAGUUCAGUAGGAAGUACAUCAGGGGAUGAAGCGGAUAACAAGAUGCCCUUCUACUCCAAAUUUGCUCCUCCGCCUUACUACAAACCAAAACCUGAAAGAAAGGAAAGCAGCUUUGAGGAACCCACAAAGUUAAACAGCCAUGUUGAAACAGAUCACCAUAAUGAUGUUUCAGUUGGCGAAGAUGAUCCAAAACCAAGAUCAGUUAGGAGGAAAAACUUGAAACCACCACCCGGUCGUGAGAAUCUUGACAGGAAUGAUCCAAGGGAUGAAGAAGAGAGGGUACUGGAUGGGCUUUUGAUGCAUUACAGUAAGAAACAGUCACCCUAUGAAUCGAGACAGAUGAAGGGCAAUCCAAGUCAAGUAGACAAUGAUGCUGGUGAAUCUGCGAACAGAAGCAGAAGAUCUCAUCGAGAUGCUCCAUCAGCCAGAGCAUCAUCUCUUCCACCAGAGCCAACAUCUCCAAUUGAGGCACCGAAAAGGCACGACAGAACCAAUUCCUUGCAACCAGAUGCACAUGUGCACCCGAAACUACCGGAGUAUGAUGAACUGGCAGCUCGAAUUGCAGCGCUUAGAGGAAUAUAG
Molecule: messenger RNA, 1347 nt
Organism: Prunus armeniaca (apricot)
Lineage: Eukaryota; Viridiplantae; Streptophyta; Magnoliopsida; Rosales; Rosaceae
Source: the annotation of a GenBank genome assembly